Messenger RNA from Myxocyprinus asiaticus (Chinese sucker), 2369 nucleotides. Its product is annotated as E3 ubiquitin-protein ligase RNF182-like. The record is from RefSeq and is a predicted model, not a curated record. Lineage: Eukaryota; Metazoa; Chordata; Actinopteri; Cypriniformes; Catostomidae. The coding region runs from base 461 to 1234 and encodes 257 amino acids. The transcript has 4 exons.
CACCUAGAGCAACGGUGAGAGAGAUAUGAAAACAGUUGCACUGGAAAGCACUGUGGAACAGUGAAGUAUCGCUCACACAAACAAUCAAAGGACAACCAAAUAACUUAAACAACCCUGGAGGAGCCAGAGGCAGAGACUGCACAGCACGUGAUUUGCUGAACUGCAGACACAGGGCAGCUGCAUUAGGGAGAGAAACAGAUGUUGGCCUGUCUGCUGCUCAAACAGAUGUGACUCCUGCUUUUUGGAUAAACAAACACACACACAUUCUCCUGUGGUUUCCAGGGAGAGGCAGCCUGUUGAUAUAAUUCAUCUUGGUAUAGCAAAGGGCAAUGAGACAAUUACAGCUGCAGGGGUAAACGACAGCUGAGUGUAGACAGGAAAGGAGGGUUGAGAGAGGAGGUGUGGGAUCAGGACAUGGCCCAGGUCAGAAUCAAACCAAGGUCCCUAGCAUGAGGUCACAAUGAGCUGUGCUCAGGCUGUACUGGAGGAGAGCUCUGCUAAUGUCAGUGCAAAUGCUAACACCAGCCUCAACAGCACCACCAGCGAUGAGUUGGAGUGCAAAAUCUGCUACCAGCGCUACAAUGCACACAACCGCAAGCCCAAGAUUCUGGACUGUCUGCACCGUGUGUGCGCCAGAUGCCUCAAUAAGAUCCUGGACAUGGGGGAUGGCUGCAGCUGCAUCAGCUGCCCUUUCUGCCGUCACGAGACACAGGUCAGCGAAUACGAAGUGGCCGGACUGCCCGAUGACUCAAACAUCAUGUCCCGUCUGGCAGUGCGGGACAAGUCCUGGAGCUCCGACCACAGUAAAGAGGUGGUGCUGACACCCAAAAGCCUGUCCUCCAAUGAAAGCCCCUCACAUGACUCCUCCAACUGUCUGGUCAUCACCAUCAUGGAGGUGCAACGGGACCAGCAGCGCUCACCCAGCCAAAAUGCCAGUUCUGAUUACUACGGUAACCACAGUUUGGACACUGUCUCCAUGGCAUCCAACAGUGUUGCGGUGGACCAAGACGCACUGUCCAAGUUCUGUAAUCACGUGCCCCGGAUCUUAGUGUGGCUGUUAGGCUUUUUCUACUUUGGUUCACUGCCGCUGGGCAUCUACUUGCUUGUGAUCCAGAGAGUGACUCUGGGGAUUGUGUGUGUCAGCCUGGUGCCAUCCAGCCUCACAGUCUGUCUAGUCUAUGGCUUCUGCCAGUGUCUGUGCCAGGGCAUGUGUGAUUGCUCCAACAGAGGGUGACUGGUAUUAAAUAGGUCAGAGGGGGAAAAAAAUAGGCUAUUUCAUCUCACCACACUGAGAGGAGAUAAAAAAAUAAAAAAAAAGCUCUAUACAUCAGAAUAGUCCCUGAAUCUCAUUGCUGCAAUUAAAAUGCAAUUCGUUCCAUCUGGCUUUGAAACGAUGUGCACAAGCAGCUUCGAUAAGAGGAUGGUCAAGCAUUAAAAGGAAGGUCAGUCUAGAGGAAACACUAUUAGCUUAACAUACCUUCAAGCGCUGGCAUUCUGAAGUAAACAGUUGCCCUUAAAAGAGCUUUCCAUGCAGAUCAGAUGAUGAUGCAAGAGUGGGAGUUUAUCAAAGUAGAGUGGAAGGACUUCAAGCUUUAUGUGUAUAGCCAUGCAGAGCAGAUGAGCCAACAAGAGAAAAGUUUAAUGUGGAUAAUUCUCAUUGUUGUGAAAUAAACUGCCCUUAUUAUCUCUGCCAUAACUUUAAGGCUGCAUGAGCAGCACUGUUACAGUUUAAGACUGGCCCCUGUCUGUCUGGUUAAAGACUGUUAGGUAUUACAAAGUAUCCACUGGGGUAAAAGGGGCAUUUAAAUAAAGAGAAUUGAUUGUUGAUUUUGUUGUUUAGUAAAUCUGUUUAACAUGGCCAAGCACAAAAGACCCACACCUAGACUCUUUGGAGUGUGUCACAUUAGGACAAUGAAAGCUUGAAUGAAAGCUUGACUGCAACUAAUCUCACAAGGCAACAGGGGGAACCAAAUACUACAAUAGAGUUUGUCAUACAUUCUCUCUCCUCUUUCUCUCACUGACAUCAGAAAGUCUUUUUGAGAUCUGAUGUAGUGACACAAAAUGAAAUGGCAAUGGUGUUCCAUACUUCCUGUGUGAGCUGACAUGAUGAAAACACUCCAGGAAUUCAAUAAUAGAGUACAAACAGUCCAUAUAACACUGAAGUCUGAGAGCUGCACACGGGGGGUGGAAUAUGUGCUAUUGGGCAAAUUGUGUGCAAGUUGUUAUCUAAACUCAAUUACACCUGGCCUUCAGCAAGGGGCAUCUGAAGAGGGUGGGGAGUUUCUGCAUGAUGAUGAUCUUACAGCCAUAACUAAGGUGAUGUUCUGGCUUUAAAGGGUUUAGUUCACCCCAAAAUGAAAAUUCUCUCA